Messenger RNA from Dicentrarchus labrax (European seabass), 5672 nucleotides. It is a transcript of the gene il34, whose product is annotated as interleukin 34. Gene Ontology annotation, biological process: positive regulation of monocyte differentiation; positive regulation of macrophage differentiation; positive regulation of cell population proliferation. The record is from RefSeq and is a predicted model, not a curated record. Bases 763 to 1419 code for a protein of 218 amino acids. The transcript has 8 exons. Lineage: Eukaryota; Metazoa; Chordata; Actinopteri; Moronidae. Gene Ontology annotation, molecular function: cytokine activity; macrophage colony-stimulating factor receptor binding.
AUAUUUACAACACAGAUGGAUCUUCACCCUGUCACUCGAUAUAAACGUGGCUAGAAACGUGUGGAAUUUCUGAGAUAAGAUGAUAAAAUAACUUAUUGAAAAGAGAAAUACAGCACGUAUCUUUAACAAAACUCGUGUUUUUCUAUUACUCUGAGCAUUUGGUCCCUAUCUAUCUGUUCAGCAAACUUUGAGGGAAGCCUAGAUCAUCGAUUAAGCCGCUUGGCUGGCCGCAGACUGUCAGCAUCUUAUCACAUUCCCAGCUGAUGGGGAGUAGACCAGUAUUUGUCUUCCCGGGGGAAUGCCGGGUCAUAAACGUGAGUUCUGACGAGAAGCGCUCAGCGGCAGCUCAGGUAUCAUCUGGUACCUGUUAGAGAGCAGUGAGACCAGCGUCAACCCAGGAGAGAACAUCCGGCUAGGACUCAGCUUUCAAAGUAAAACCGUAACGACCGUGGUGACGGACACCUCUGUGGUCUGGCAGUGACGCAACAGAUGCAGAGACAUUCGACAGCAGAGAGCAACAGAAGCACAAGAGUCAUAGAAACCAGGAUCUGCUGCCGCUGGCAUGUUUCAGAGAUGCUCAACUAGUCAAUGAAGACCUGAAGUCCGUCGACCCAUGUGUGUCCCGCUAAGCACAGACACUGAAAAGUUGCAGACACCAGUGUUGUAGGAGUGUGUGCGAGUGUGUGGCUGACCAUUGUGUCUGUGAUCACACACUGUGCUGUGUUUAAAGCACUGUGGAGCUGAAGACUUCAGCCCAAGAGUAUGGUCCAACUGUCCACAUCAGUCUGCCUGCUGGGAGGCCUUCUGGGCCUGUUUCUGCUAGCACCUGUUCAAAUGGCCCCGACACCGGCCAGCAUGUGCACACCCUUGAAGACGCUCAACGACAGCCUCAGCCACAGGAGACGGUACAUGAAGCACAAUUUCCCCAUCAACUACACCAUCAGGGUUCACCAACACGAAGUCUUUAAACUGUCAAACAUCAGCAGAAUGAGGUUACAGGUGGAGGGGUUGGAUGAGCUGGUUCUCCAGAGGUUAUGGUUCCAGGUCAACCAAGGCGUGUUAAAAAAGAUCCUCCGGGUUAUGCCAGAGAGACAUCCUUCGCGUCCAUACACGGCUGAGUUGGAAAUACGCUUCAGGGAUGCAGAGGGAGUCUUUGUACAUUCGCAUCCCGCUGAGGUGUUCCAGCAGGAGCUUCCAGAGGUUAUCCAGGACACUUGGGAUCAUUUAACAGAAGAACCCGACAGAGUGCCAGAGUCCAGAUGGCGAUAUGCGUCCCCAAAAUCCCUCCUGGACAACUUCUGCCACACCAUGCACUGCCUCUUCAGCGAGUGCUUUGCCAGCAAAGAAGCGCAGCAGGACUACUGUAGUGUUUCUUAUUGGAGGAAGGGAAGGAAGAAAGACUUGGAGCCCGAAAGCUGAGAAGAAGACAGCGGGGUGAAGGUGUCCCUGUUGAUACUGAUGAGGGUUUGGUAUCAUGAUCUCCCUUGAGCUGCAGGGAGAGGGGAAAUGGACAAUUUGUAGGUACAGUAACAGUAUUCAUGGUGAUUUUAGGAGCAUAAGGACUUUCUGCUAAAAUGAAAUAAAGCUCAUUUGGGAGCUCCAUCUCCUCAGAUAUCCCAAUUCUCCUUCAGUCAGGAAGCCUGAAACUUCUUGAAAUCUCUUGAUGGCAUCUCAGAUCAAUGCUUUGAUACUUCAGGUUUUGGAAGAGAUUUGUUCACAUAUAUCGACUAAAUUGAUGUACGAUAAGAAUAUUAGAUACAAUUAUUUUCUAAGGAAUUUUCUACACCUGGCGCGAGGACAUCACUGUGGCUUUGCCAAAGAAAGCCUGUGAUGUGCUCCAGUGGGCCUGCGUGGUUCACCUCAGAGAGCAACAAGAUGCAGCGAGAGAGACUACACAUUGGAUUAUUAUAUUGAGCAACUUCAGAUGAUUUUGUACCAUAGCCACACCCCUCUCUCUCUCUUCCAUCAACACUCCUUUCAAACACCUAUGAGCUAGAGCGAGAGCAUUGUACAUGAACUGAACUUCAACCUUCAAGGCAAACUGAUAACUACUGUUUUCUCCUCCCUCUUCAGUUGUUGUAUGCAUCUCUUACCCGCAGCCUGCAUUUAAAGUGUUAUUUUUAUAACGUCGCUUUUGGCCCAAAUUGCAUAUUCAAAAACUGUCAAAAUAACGAUCCAUUCCAUGUAUUUCUUUUUUGUUUUUUUGUUUUUUUGUAACUUCGUUUAUUGUGAUGUUUGAGAAAUGGUACAAUACUGUAUGAUAUAUUCAGUAACAUAUUAUGUAUAUAAAACAGACAAGAGAAAAGAAAAUGUACAAGUACAUAGUGAUAGUUGAAAAAACAACAUACAAAAAAAACAAUUACCUAAAAUAAAAGUUAAAGAAAACACAAGAAUAUAAUAGGCUAUCGAAUAUGUAUUUGGAAAGAAUAGAAAAGAAAAGACGCAGGGCAGCGAGCAUGGCUACUUCUGACUUUGUCCUUUUUAUUGAACGGCGGGUAAUUGGAUUUUCUCUUUAAUAUGGUUAAGAAAGGGAUUCCGUACUUUAUGAAAAGCCUUUGUGGAGCCCCUUUAUGAGUAUUUUAUAAAAAAGUGCAAAAGUAGGUCUUUGAUCCAGUGGCUAAAGGUAGUUGGGUGAGCUUCUUCUGAGACACCAAAAUUCUUGAUGCUUUGCACAGGACCAGAACAUAUGGGCACGAGUAGUGGGCGAUGAGUUGCAGAGAAUACCUUAGGGACUGACGUCUGGGAAGUAUUUAGACGUGUUCUGUUUAGUCCUGUGGGUGUGCUGCAGAGUUGCCUGGCACAGAUUGAGGAGGUAUGUACUGGUGAUGGGAUCCAGCCUUGAAGACUGAGCUCAAACCAAUGGGAGGGAGAUGCUGAAUUCAAUGUUUCCAUAAUACAAACACAGAGAUAUGCAAACGUACGUGUGGCCUUAAAUUGAAUCACUUACCUGUAAAUUUAGUUUGUAGCUAUGUAUGUUCAUCACACACAAAGAGUGAGCGUUCAACCCAGACAAUCAACAUAUAAUCACCUCCUUCCGUCCAAGCUGUGCAUUUUUACGUUAUUAUAGAUCUGUUAUAGAGGUUAUUUUUCUCUUGCAUAAGGCAACUAUUGAAUAUUUUGAUGUCUCAAUUCCCUGUGCAAAGCUUAAAGAGUGACAAUAAGCAUUUUACACAUGAAGUCACAGUCAGGCCACAAAUCUGGAUACAAUUCCAAAUGAAAUAGUCUUAAAUAGAUAAAAACAAUCUAACAACAAUUACAUGGUAAAAAUAUUUGCUGAAAAUGUGCAAGUUGAUAGGUUACAGUUGCGUCCCAGGCUGGUUUGGGGCAUUUUCACUCGCUCCUUUCAGAAUUUCAGCUAAGAAGAUAUGCAACAAAUCCCUGCAUGAAACCUGGAACUCAAACAAAUUCUGACUAAGAUUUUACUUCAACGCAAAUCAGUAUCUCUUGUUUCUGUCAAAGAUUGCUCCUCAGUGUGUGUCAGCUUUACUGUUAUCUUUUUUCCACUUCCACUCAUGGCUGUUAAAUGUAUGAACUUGUCAGGUUUUGAAGAAUUAAGACAAACAGCUACGUAUAUUGUAGAGAUCAUAAGUUAAUUUAACAUGUACUAAACCCAAAACCUUCAAAUGAACAUUGACAGAAAAAUGAAAAAUUAGGAAAAUAUUGGAUCACAGCUGGUAAAAAGGUUAAGUGAGGUGUGUGUGGCUAUUUAGAUUUUAUGCUCCAUUUACAAACCUAUACUGAUGAAUUAAGUAUUUUCUUUGAACUUUAAUGUGUCUUUUUAGUAGACACACUGUGCAAAUAAAAAGCUCCCAGGUUAUUAUGGCCAAAAUACUUCUCCAGAUGUAAGGUGGAGUGAAAAACACAGAUGUUAAAGUCAGUUAUGUUCAGCCACCAGAUCACCUGAAGGCCAUCUGUAAUUGACCCUUCCUAAGUCCCGCUCCCUUUUUGCUACCUUGGCCAACUUCCUCCUUGCCCGUACUUAGAUAUGCUACGUGCUAACCUCAUCUAUGUUGAAAAGACAGUUAUAAAAAUCUAAGUACAAGAAAAGGAGGAAGUUGGCUAAGGUACCAAAAAGGGGCGGGACUUAGGAAGGGGCGGUUGUCAAGCUUGACUUCUCUGUGCUGCUCCACUAAAACUUCCCAAUACAUAAAGUUUAGUUACAUAAGUCCACACUAAUUUACCAUAUAUUGUUUUUAUUAUUAUUAUAAUGAUUACAUGCCUCACUUCAUUACUAAAGAUGAUGAGGGUUAGGUGUUGAUAAGAUGGUUCCCGGUCAGCAUGUGUAGAAUAAAAAACAUGCGUUAUGAUUUGGACAUACAGAGGAUAUAAUAGGCCUUAUGAGAGGUGUUUGAAUGACUGACUUUUUGAGGCACUUGGCCUUGAAUAAGAAACACUUCUAAGGGCCAAUGAAUAAAAAUGAACUUCCUGUUUAAUGUGUUCAUUCUCAUACUGGAUGAAUAAAUCUCCAUUUUAACAGAGAAAGUCCACAAGGUCAGGUUAUUAGGAUUAAUAUUUGGGAAUUAUAAUGUAUUUCAUGUAUUAAUUCCUUCCAGUUUGAAACAGACUUGACAGAUACUGUUCCUAUUUAAUAUUUCCUGAUGUUAGUUUUUAUAACUGGAAAUCUAAUUUUUGCUAAAUAGGAAAUUAACCCAAGUAAAGUAAUUAAUUUCCUCUGUAGAAUAUUUUACAGUACAUAUAACCGAAGAGAUUAUAAUAAUUUAGAUAUGCAAACUUUAGAUACACCUAACAGGUGCGCUGCAAAUGUUUCAGUUGGGCAACUAGACGUGCCAUCUCCGAUAUUUUUAAACUUAAUCUGAAAAUGGACCAAGUGAAGACCUGCUGUGCUGUUGUAAAGCCUCCAGGAUGUAAACAGGCCAAAUCACUGUGAGCUGUACGACAAGGAUCAAAUGAUAACCUUUUUAUUUUCAGGUCUCUGUUUACUGUGGCCAGCCUAGUCACAGUGAGGUGGGUGGGGUCAGUCAUUUACGGUAGUGGGCAUAGUCAGGGGCUGAAAAUUAUUUGCUCACUACUUCCUGCACUCAUUUCACUUAUAAGCUUCAGGUAUUUGUCCCAUAGAAACGUCUAGUUACUGCCAAGACUGCACAAUGUGUGAAAGCUUACUGUAUGUGUGAGAGUUUCAGUUCACGCGUUCACUCCUGACUUCAUGUUUGUUGUAUGUUAAAGCCUUGCAAGCCUAAUUGUGUCACUCUUCAGGAGGGAGAAUGAUGAUCAAUUAUUAUUUUAUUAGUCUGAAAGGUACUCAUUGACAGCUUUUGUAAGUUUUAUUGGGCUAAACGUGGCUCUCGUAUGUAAAACAAGAUCUAUAAUGAUGUAACAGAUGAAUGAUAAUUAUUGGUGUAUUGCUAUAAAUGCAGUGUAUUUUUAUUUUGCUUUGUCUAUCAUAUCUAACUGUAUGGUUGUCUUUUUUGUAAACAUAAGAGCAUUUUAAGGUGUAUUCAGAGAUCCCUUAUUGUGAAUAUAAAGUGAUAUUUCCCAGACUGACUGGCAACAACAGAGAGAUGAUAACUGCAAACCUAUGGAUGGUUGUUGUCAGUGGUCUUUUAGAAACAGAUUUUUUUUAUACACAAGAUAUUGAAUUUAUUUAUUUUUUGGAAAUGUAUAAUGCUAUGUGACAAUACUUUUAUGAAAGAAAUAAAAAUUAAAUCGCUGUA